Heteronotia binoei (common prickly gecko) is the source of this 6454-nucleotide messenger RNA. It is a transcript of the gene SRGAP2, whose product is annotated as SLIT-ROBO Rho GTPase activating protein 2. Gene Ontology annotation, cellular component: cytoplasm. Gene Ontology annotation, biological process: negative regulation of cell migration; signal transduction. NCBI's taxonomy places the organism in Eukaryota, Metazoa, Chordata, Lepidosauria, Squamata, Gekkonidae. Gene Ontology annotation, molecular function: protein binding. The transcript has 23 exons. The record is from RefSeq and is a predicted model, not a curated record. The coding region runs from base 763 to 3981 and encodes 1072 amino acids.
CUGCCCUUCAGCUCAUUCUGAAUAGUCCUCAUCAGCAUUUACUGGGAGGUGUUAAUAGAGAGAAGUGGCGGGACCCAAGCAAUGCAGAGAGGAAGGUGGAGUGUAAUGAUUGGUUGGAGCAGUUGCCAUUCUUUAGAGUCCUACCUUCCGAUUUGUGUUGCUUAGUGGAAUGGGCGGAGGAGCUGGAUAGGAGUUGCGGAGGGAACGGACGGCGGGAGUAGUAGCAGCCUGAGGAAAGCAGCUCUUGGGAAAAGGGCUCCAUCUGUGCAGCACUGCAGGCCUUUGAAUGGAAGAAAGUGACUUCGGAGUUUCUGUCUCUCUUCUACCAUUUGGGAUUUAAUUUGCAUCAUCUCUGAUUCUAUUUAAAAAGAAAGCAGCAAGUCAAACCCACACACAACAUGUUGUUGCGCAGAAGGACUUCCACUCCCUGGCUGUGCUAUUAAUGUUAGCAAUCAGGAAAAGCCUUUGGGGGCUGCAGAUUCUCUAGUCUGAUGCUGCUGCCGCCACUGCCAGUGCUGCUGAAGGUUUUGGUGCAGGGAAUCCAAACUGCUGCCUUUUCCUUCGGCUGAGCUCUUCACAUCUGCAUGUCUCCACUGCUCUCACACACUCCAUCUCCCACCCUCUCUCCAUGGACUGAUUGCUGUUACGGAAAGCCGAGCCCGACCAAGUGAUCACUUUGGGAAGGAACACAGAUUGCAUUAUUUGUCAUAUUCUGGAGGACCUGUUCAGAGGAUAAUCUUUUUUAGGGGUGGAAAGAAAAACAUGACGUCGCCAGCUAAAUUCAAAAAGGAUAAGGAGAUCAUAGCGGAAUAUGAUAUGCAAGUCAAAGAGAUUCGAGCUCAGCUUAUUGAACAACUGAAAUGUCUUGAUCAGCAAUGUGAACUUAGAGUACAGCUGCUCCAGGAUCUACAAGAUUUCUUCCGCAAGAAGGCAGAGAUUGAGAUGGAUUACUCCAGGAAUUUAGAGAAGCUGGCUGAACGGUUUCUGGCAAAAACAAGGAGCACCAAAGACCAGCAGUUCAAAAAAGACCAGAAUGUUCUUUCACCAGUCAAUUGCUGGAAUCUUCUCUUAAACCAGGUGAAGCGAGAGAGUAGGGACCACACCACCUUGAGUGACAUCUACCUGAAUAAUAUCAUCCCUCGGUUUGUUCAAGUCAGUGAAGACUCUGGGCGACUUUUCAAGAAGAGCAAAGAAGUUGGGCAGCAGCUCCAGGAAGACUUGAUGAAGGUCCUGAAUGAGCUCUACACGGUGAUGAAGACCUACCACAUGUACAAUGCAGACAGCAUCAGUGCUCAGAGCAAGCUGAAGGAGGCAGAAAAGCAAGAAGAGAAGCAGAUUGGCAAGUCUGUGAAGCAAGAAGACAAGCAAACACCACGCUCCCCUGAUUCAGCCUCCAGUGUUAAGUUUGAAGAAAAACAUGUCCGGCGGAGUUCAGUCAAGAAGAUUGAAAAAAUGAAGGAGAAGCGCCAGGCAAAAUACACAGAAAAUAAACUGAAGGCUAUUAAGGCAAGAAAUGAAUAUCUGCUGGCUCUGGAGGCCACCAAUGCAUCUGUCUUCAAGUAUUACAUCCAUGACCUGUCUGAUCUCAUUGAUCAGUGCUGUGACCUAGGAUACCAUGCCAGCCUUGGUAGGGCACUCAGAACAUUCCUAUCAGCAGAGCUGAACCUUGAACAGUCAAAGCAUGAAGGCCUAGAUGCCAUUGAGAAUGCUGUGGAGAACUUGGAUGCCAACAGUGACAAGCAGCGUCUCAUGGAGAUGUGCAACAAUGUUUUCUGCCCGCCCAUGAAAUUUGAAUUUCAACCUCAUAUGGGUGAUAUGGUGUCCCAGCUGUGUGCUCAGCAGCCAGUGCAGAGUGAAUUGGUACAGAGAUGUCAGCAGCUGCAGUCUAGAUUAUCCACACUGAAGAUUGAAAAUGAAGAGGUUAAGAAAACAAUGGAAGCAACGCUGCAAACUAUUCAGGAUAUAGUCACCAUUGAGGAUUUUGAUGUCUCAGAUUGCUUCCAGUAUAGCAACUCCAUGGAGUCAGUAAAAUCAACAGUCUCUGAAACCUUUAUGAGCAAGCCUAGCAUUGCCAAGAGACGGGCCAAUCAGCAGGAGACAGAACAGUUCUAUUUUACGAAGUUGAAGGAGUAUUUGGAAGGGAGAAACCUUAUCACCAAGCUUCAGGCCAAACAUGACCUUCUUCAGAAGACUUUGGGGGAAAGUCAAAGGACUGACUGCUCUCUUGCCAGCAGACGCAGUUCUACCAUAAGGAAGCAGGAUUCCAGUCAGGCCAUUCCCCUGGUAGUAGAGAGCUGCAUUCGAUUCAUUAGCAGACAUGGACUGCAGCACGAAGGGAUAUUCAGGGUGUCUGGAUCUCAGGUUGAGGUGAAUGAUAUCAAAAAUGCAUUUGAGAGAGGGGAGGAUCCACUGGCUGGAGACCAAAAUGAUCAUGACAUGGAUUCAAUAGCAGGAGUUCUGAAGCUCUAUUUUCGAGGGCUAGAGCAUCCUCUCUUCCCCAAGGAAAUCUUCCAUGACCUGAUUGCCUGUGUCACAAUGGAUAAUCUACAAGAGAGAGCUCUGCACAUCCGAAAAGUCCUUCUGACUUUGCCUAAAACCACUUUGAUUGUAAUGAGAUACCUCUUUGCAUUCCUCAAUCAUUUAUCACAGUUCAGUGAAGAGAACAUGAUGGAUCCCUACAACUUAGCCAUCUGCUUUGGACCCACGCUGAUGUCAGUGCCUGAAGGCCAUGAUCAGGUCUCCUGCCAAGCUCAUGUCAAUGAGCUGAUCAAAGCUAUAAUUAUCCAGCAUGAAAAUGUCUUCCCAGGACCCAGGGAGCUGGAGGGCCCUGUGUACACCAGGGGCGGAAGCACUGAGGAUUACUGUGAAAGCCCUCAUGGGGAGACAGCCUCCACAGAAGAUGUAGCUCAGGAUAUGGUCACUGAACACCAUACAAGCGAUGAUGAAUGUGAACCCAUUGAAGCAAUAGCGAAAUUUGACUACAGUGGCCGAACAGCACGUGAGCUGUCCUUCAAGAAGGGAGCUUCUCUCUUGCUUUAUCACCGGGCGUCUGAUGACUGGUGGGAGGGCCGUCAUAAUGGGAUUGAUGGUCUGAUACCGCAUCAGUACAUCGUUGUUCAGGACACGGAGGAUGGCACAUCAGAAAGAUCAAGCCCCAAAUCUGAAGUGGAAGUAAAUUCUGAGCCACCUGAAGAAAAAGUGACAGCCAGAGCUGGUUCCAAUUGCCCAAGUGGUAGCCAUGUUGCAGAUAUUUAUCUUGCAAAUAUCAAUAAGCAAAGAAAGAGACCUGAGUCUGGCAGCAUACGAAGAGCUUUCCGUCAAAGUGAUAGUCAUGGACUGCCUAGCUCACUGGGAGAGCCAGGCCCACCAGGAGCUAUGGCUAGUUCUCGCCCUUCCUCGCAACCCAUUAUGAGCCAAAGUCUUCCAAAGGAGGUACCAGAUGCAUGCUCUAUCAGUGGCCAUGGCAGCCUCAACUCCCUCAGCCGGCAUGCUUCUCUGAAGAACAGGAUAGACAGCCCCCACAUUCGGAAAACUGUGACUGCAGGAAGGUCAAAGAGCUUUAACAAUCAUCGACCAAUGGACCCUGAAGUCAUUGCACAAGAUAUUGAAGCUACUAUGAACUCUGCUCUGAAUGAACUGCGGGAGCUGGAGAGGCAAAGCAAUGUGAAACACACACCCGAUGUAGUCCUUGACACCCUGGAGCCACUGAAAACUUCCCCAGUCGUGGCACCCACAUCAGAGCCUUCCAGCCCUUUGCAUACUCAGAUCCUCAAGGACUCUGAACCAGCUUUCCAGCGUAGUGCCAGUACAGCGAGUGAUAUUCCCUGCGCCUUCAGGCCAGCAAAAUCUGUCAAAAUAGCUGCCCAGGUCAAACCUCCAGCAACCAGACCGAAGCCGGCGGUUUUCCCCAAAACAACCACUUCAAGCCCUGCAGUUUCCUCAGCAUCUCAACAGUCUACUGACAAGUCCUGUACUGUCUGAAUUUGAAGUCCUGCUGUGAAUAUAUCUUUUUUGUUUGUUUUCAGAUGAGGGGACCCCAGUUAUGGAAAUGUUAUAAUUUUUAUUUAACUAGUAUCAAACUUCUGCUGAAGAUUAGUUUAUAAAGUUGCUAUAGCCAGGGUAGUUCCCCCAGCAGCAAGCCUCAGCUAUUUAAUCUUCACUUCAGACUUCUUCCAUCAGUGAUACUAAAAGCAUCACAACUUUGGAUAGCCUGAGAUGUAGGAAGUCUUAUCUCUGGUCACUGUGGAGUCAGUGAGGAGAAGGCAAAACUGGUUAGUCUCUUCAAGGUAAAUGCUCAGUACUUUGGGCAAGUGUCUAGCCACUGAGUCCUCAUUUUGGAGGCUGGUAAAAAAAGAUUAUUGUGUUUCAAGCACUACAGGGAAAACUGCAACAUUAUUCCUCCGUGUAUGCAUUUGCUCCUGCUGGUUUUAGUGGACUUGGGCAUAUCUGGAAUUUAUUUUUGUGCAUUAUUACAGUCCUCAGUGGUGCCACAAGGCCUACUGAGUUUCCAUUACAGCCUGCCUCUUUUCCAAGGAACAUGUUCUCAGACAUAAGUUUUCUGUCCUAGGUUUUGUUUUUUGGUUUUUUAAAAAAUCAUGAUAGUGUCACACAAGUGCCUCUUUUGAGGUACAUAUGUGUACACCUAUCCACGUGUUCAUUUAAAUUGUUGUGGUGAUCUAAAGAAUACCAGAGUUUGCUGCAUGGUUAAGCACUCCUCUGGUUGGCAUCUUUGUUUGGUGCUUCCAGAGAUAAGAGCAGCCAUGUGCUUUGAAAGGAGAUGUUAAAACUCUUUGGCUAUGACAGAGUUGGGAGAUAGCAUCAAAAAGAGUUGAGUUUUGGAAGCCAGCUACUGUUCUUUCUCUUUUGCAGCAUUUCCAAAUGUGCAUGUUUAUGUUAGUUUGUAUUGGUUUUUGUAAAAUGACAUAGGCUCAAUUCUAGCUCCACAAAUUCUGAGGAAUCCUAUAAAGUCUAGUUCUGAUACUAACAUUUAGUAGCUUGGGCCUAUAUUUUUCUUUUUCCUUUCUUCCUUGCCCCACCUUUUGUCUCAGACUGCUGGGGACUGGGUGUGACAGCAUAAAGCAAAUAAAACAAAAGCUGUUGUAGGAUAUGGCAGGAGUCUGGGAUGCAGCAUAUGUCUGUGUAGAUCACCAUGUCUCCAAGCUCUCUAUUGAUAGUCAAAUGAAUCGUCUUAGAAUCCAACUAUUUUAGUAUGAUGGCUUAUAAUUGUUCAAGUUUCCCACAGAUGCCCUUUUGCACUGAUGCCCCUUUGCACUGAUUGGGAAUUUAUGUUCCACAUUGGUAAACACUUUUUAAAAGAAUGCACACUUCCAAAGCAACAGAGAGUUCCUCUGCCUCUUGUCUCACCUCCAUCCAAAAGGAUUUUGAAUUAAAAUUGAUUCUGAUGCUAUCACACUUCUCUGAUUCCCAACUGAGAGCAAGAUAAGAAAAUGAAAUAUGCUUUUUCAUGUUAUGGGUCUGAGUACAAUUUCCUUUUCUUAUGGUUUUUAUGAAUGGAAUAGUUAGUAACUGAUAUUUUAAUAGAAGCAAGAUACUUGUCUUCUGUGAACAGACAGUAGUCAUUUCAGAUUAAUCUAAGGCUGUUAUGUGAACAAGCUUUUUUGUUUUGAUCUUUUUUCAAAGGUAGAAAAGGUUGUUUUAAUGAUAUUGAAAGAAGAUUUGACAAUCUCACAAAGAGUGAUAAAAAGAAAACCUUGUGAAAGAUAGGGAACAGUUUUUUCUUCUUACAUUUACUAGUUGUUGCCUUUAGGAAACACUGACCCACAGUCUUUGUGUGAAUGUUACCUCUGCUUGGAUCUUGGCUGGCUCAAGGGAGUGAGGCUUGUCACUUCAGUCUGAUCAUUAGCUCUCAGGAUGAGACAGAUUUCUAAUCCAGGAAUGCAUUUCUUCUCUCUCUUUUUGAAGAUUAGUAUUUCACUCAGGCAAAGCAACUGGAUUUUGUUUGUAAAAUAACAAUAAUUGUUCAGCAUCAUAGGCCACAUUAGAGCUUUAGUACCUGUCAUAAUCAUGUGGCAUGUUACAGAGGAGCAAUUUCUCCCAUUCUCCCAUUACUGUGAUAGGAAGUCCACCUACCUAUUAAACAUAUCCUUGUCAUUAAAUGCUUACAAAAUACUCUGUAGCCCCAGACAUUGGUAUUUCUAUCAUUUUGUUACUACAUAAGGUGGAGAUAGGAGAAAACAGAAGAGCUGCUUUGAAAAACACUAAUGAAGCACAUUAGCAAUGCCUUGUUUUGUCUGAGUUAUGUAUCAAGUCUUGUACCAGUGACUAGCAGCUCAGCCACUUCGUUGUUUUGCUUAUCUCAACAUGGGGGAAUCUACUGACAAGUGUAGCAAAAACUUAGCGAAUAUACAACAUACUGUAUGUCAUCCAACUGGAAUUUAUAUGAUCUUAUAUUGCAAACAUACAUGUAUAAAGUACCUUCCUUAGACAAGCCACA